ACCUCGCACAACGAAUACCUCCGUUCUGUAGGGUGUCCUGUUCAACUUGUUGUCAACUGACGUCAGAACAUUGGUCACGAACAGCUGUCGUGAGGGUCGGAAUAGGGGGGGGUGUUUCGUUAGAAACUCCCGAUCUGCAAAUCUUUUGUAGGGAUUCUCCCUGUCAGGAUGACUCUGCAGUGGACUGUGGUGGCUCUCUUUCUUUACGUGGAAAUAGCUCUCAUUCUCCUCCUCUGUCUACCCUUCAUAUCAGCCAAGAGAUGGAGGUCUGUUUUCAAUUUGAAUAUAUGGAAUUGGUUAUCUCCUUACUGGAACAAAUGCUUCUUUACCAUGAUCAUCAUCCUCAUAGUCCUCUUCCUGGAUGCCCUGCGUGAGGUGAAAAAGUACUCCGCUUCUGAGCCCAUGCAGGAUGCCAAACUCAACCCCAACCUGUUUGAUCACAUGCACAUGAAGCUGUUCAGAGCCCAGAGGAACCUCUACAUCUCAGGCUUCUCUCUGUUCCUCUGGCUAAUCAUGCGGCGCGUGGUCACCCUCAUAAACCAGGUGGCCAGCUCCGCAGACAUGGAAGCCAGCCUGCAGGUACAGACAGACAGUGCCAACCAAUCAGCCAAGAAGUACCAGGAGGACAACCUGCGACUCAGAAAGGUUCUGCUGGAUGAGGAAAAGGCCAACUCGGCACAAGCUCGACAGAUUCUUUAUGAUGGAGAGGGAGGAAAAAAAGAUAAAUAAUUGUGAACGGCACCAACGAUGACAUCGACGAAGACAAAAGCUUCCUGUAAACCUGUAUGUGGAUCUCUUUAAGCAAGUGUUUUAACCCAUCAAUAAAACAACAAUAUGGUCAAAGAUAUAUAUACCAUGUGUAUUCUACACACAAUUAACACAAUUAAUAAUGAUCCUUAUAUAUUUCCACGACAGGACAAAAAUUGCAUUAUUAGUGAAAUAGGUUUGAAAUCCUCUUUGAAGCUCGGCCAAGACGAAUGUGCAUUGCUUGGAUUAAACCCAAAGCCGUCUGCAUGUUCUAUCAAAGCUACUUUACUGUGAGGCGAAAGGAUUAGAAAACAGAGCAGAGGUGUGUGUGUGUGUGUGUGUGUGUGUGGAGCGGGUCAGGGGUUUAAAUACUAUUAAACACCAACAUCAUGUUGUUUACCAUAGAGGGUGAGGAUGAACGGAUGAGAUUGUUGUUCACAGAUUGUGUUUUUCCCUGUUCAUGUAAUGCCCUUGUUUGUUUACGGACUAAAUCAAUUUGACAACGAGCUAUAGGGGUGUAUUAGUGCAUAACCACGUAUUAUUAGGCUGAUGUGGAAAAGCGUUGCGUUCUGGAUGACAUUAUGAAACUUGAGGACUCGGAACAGUAUUUGUUUAGUGGCACGUGGUUUUGUCUAUCCGUUUGCAGAAAAUAAACAUUUGAACAAA
This is a messenger RNA of Osmerus eperlanus (European smelt), 1413 nucleotides long. RefSeq names its product B-cell receptor-associated protein 29-like. The coding region runs from base 169 to 729 and encodes 186 amino acids. Gene Ontology annotation, biological process: intracellular protein transport; endoplasmic reticulum to Golgi vesicle-mediated transport. Lineage: Eukaryota; Metazoa; Chordata; Actinopteri; Osmeriformes; Osmeridae. The transcript is spliced from 7 exons. The record is from RefSeq and is a predicted model, not a curated record. Gene Ontology annotation, cellular component: endoplasmic reticulum; endoplasmic reticulum membrane.